Messenger RNA from Tetrahymena thermophila SB210, 1188 nucleotides. Its product is annotated as transmembrane protein, putative. The transcript has a single exon. Lineage: Eukaryota; Ciliophora; Oligohymenophorea; Hymenostomatida; Tetrahymenidae. The record is from RefSeq and is a predicted model, not a curated record.
AUGAAUAACAAGUUAUAAUUUAUUAUAGUAGUUAUUGGUUUAAGCUAUUUAGUAAACUUUUUAGGAGUUUUCUAACACUAGCAAGAGUUCAUAGCAAACUACACUGAUUGUAAGUAUUUAGAGGCGGAUAUUUAGCUAUAUGGCACAGAGGAUUCUGUUGUAUAUAAUUAAGAUAUCAUUAUUGGUAUCCAUACUAGCAUUCAUAAAGUGUUUACCACAAAUAUAGAUGUUGAUUAGCUUGAAAAAGGAGGAUUUUUUGCAAUUUAUGGUAUAUCUAAAGGUAAUUUGUUAGCUAGAAAAGUAAAAGUGCUAAAUUAUCCAGAAAAUUUAUUAUUUAACCCUCAUGGAAUCGAAAUCAGAGAGGAAUUUUUAUAUGUUAUUAAUCAUUCAUUUUAUACAGGAGGAGAAAGAGUAGAAACUUAUAAAAUAAGCUUAGAUGAAGAAGGAUUAGUUGUUUUGAAUUAUUUGCAUGCAACUCAUAUGAAUUCUAAGCUUAAUGGAACUACUAAUGAUAUAUUGUUUUUAUCAGAAACAAGGUUUAUAAUAACUUAAUGGCUAAUUUUUCCUAUACCUCUUAAAGGAAAUGGAGAUUAAAGCUUAAUUUAUACUUUAACUGCUAUGAUAUCAUAGUUAUUAAAUCUAAAAUUUACAUAUGCAUAUAAUUGUAAUUAUGUUUAAAGUGGAGAAGCUGUAUGUCACAAGAUAGAGAGCUCACUUGGUGUUGCUGUAAAUGGCAUUGCUUUUGAUGGCAAGGAUACAAUAGCAAUAAGUGAUACAGUUGGUAGAUCUUUAAAAAUUUAUAAGCUAAAUGAAAAAUAUGAAUUAGAACUUUAACAGACUUUACAAACUAAUCUUAUGAUUGAUAAUAUAAAUUAUGACAAGUAGACUUAGCAAUUUAUUGCAAGUGGAAGUAAUACUGUUUACGAAUAUCUUUUGUUUAACAAUAAGUUAGAAAGAGUGUUAAAAAAUAAAUCAAACAAAUCUUCAAUUAAAUAUUCAGCAGUUGUUCAAGCAUUUAAAUAUAACUAAUUUAAUAAAUUGUUUGAACCAGAAUUAAUCUUCCAGUCAUCUCAUUCAGUUGCAACUAUUUCUGGCGCAUUAUUUGAUCAUUCCUAAAAAUAUUUAUUCUUAAAUAACUUCUCUGAUAAGAGCAUCGUUGUUUGUGAGAAGAAUGUCUAAAAAAAAUGA